Messenger RNA from Aplysia californica (California sea hare), 995 nucleotides. RefSeq lists its product as uncharacterized. The record is from RefSeq and is a predicted model, not a curated record. Bases 9 to 836 code for a protein of 275 amino acids. The transcript is spliced from 3 exons. Lineage: Eukaryota; Metazoa; Mollusca; Gastropoda; Aplysiida; Aplysiidae.
AGCAUGGAAUGAAAGAACAGUCGGAGAGGUAUGCGAGUGACGUCACGCCGUCCAGUUGGACUUUCACCAUCUGGUCAGUGAUCUACGCCUGGCAGGGGCUGUGGGUGGUGUACUCACUGGUCAACUUGUGUAGGCUGGGACCUAGAGGUCCAGUCUGCACUAGCCCCGCCUUCCUGCCCCCCGCCCUGUUCGUUCUCAGCCUUGGAAUCUACGGCAGCAACGUAGUCUGGCUGGUUCUCUUUGACAGGGACGAGAUCGUGGCAUCCUCUGUAGUCCUGAUCGUGUACAGUAUCUUCCUCUACCUCGCCCUGGCUGCCUCCUACGUAGCCCUGGACAGAUCCUGCCGCCUACUCCUACAACAACGACAACGUACAGACGUCUGGCUCACCCGACUCCUCGUUCACAACAGUCUGGGGCUACAAGCCGGCUGGGUUACCGUAGCAACCGCCGUAAACAUCUCCAUUUGGAUGACGUACGACACAGAUCCGGCAAUUGAGCGGGAAACUUCCGGGACCGCCGUGUUGGGGAUUUUGUCAGUAGAAUUAUUGUUCUUCGCUGUGACAGACUUGUUUGUUUUCGACCGCUACUCUCGUUAUACUUUCACACCAUACGCAGCCGUUAUUGUUGGUAUGGCGGGGGUUGUUGAUAAGAAUUACGUGGAAGGAGAAAGAAACAGCAUAUUUUCUGUGACUCUGUUAUCCGUAGCUUGUAUUUUCCUUUUUCUUAAGAUCUGUCUCGCUUCCUAUUGGCACACCACAAAGCCGAGGUAUGGAGAAACGUCUCCGGACUCGAAGCAGCGACAAGUUCUUCCUCACUUCCAAGGUUUUGUGGCUUGAAGAAUAAGUAACAUUAUCACCUCCUGCAAAUUUGAUUUGUCUGCAUUUUCAUCUGGAGGGGAUUCGUUAGGUCAGUAGUCUAUAUAUGGCUUAAUGGGUUACCACAGUGUGAAUGGCUCCGGUUCGAAUGUCCAAAUGGGCGUUCUUGAACUUUGGUAA